AUGGAUGCUCAGGUCGAGAGCGCCAUCCAGAUUGCCUUUGACCCGCGGGCCGACCAGAACCUCAAAGCUCAGGCUUAUGAGUUCCUGCAGCAGUUGCGCGACGAUGCGUCAGGUUGGCAGGUCUGUCUAGCCCUCUUCACCCGCGACCCCCCACCAGACGAAGUUGUGCGCCACGUCUGCCUCGAGCUAGUCAGUCAUGCUGUCCAAACAGGUCGUCUGGACGAGCAAAGCCUGUCCUAUGUCAAGGACCAGCUCAUGACAUACAUCCAUCAAACUUUUGCAAACCAAGCGAACCGUAUCGACUCGCCCAGUAUCCAGAACAAGCUCACCCAAACCGUUACCUACCUCUUCACUUCGCUCUAUGCCACUGCCUGGCCGACCUUCUUCCAAGACUUUAGAACCCUGGCUGGCGAUGCAAACACAAUUGGCUCCGACAACCCACAAGGAACCAUCCUCUACCUCCGCCUCAUCAACUCGAUCCACGACGAAAUCGCCGACGUCCUGAUCCCUCGCACUCCCGAAGAGCUCAAACGCAAUGCUGAUCUCAAGGACUACGUUCGCUCGCGCGACGCUCAGAACAUCUCGGCUUUUUGGCAACAGGUUCUUGCUCGGUGGAGACAGAUCGAUCUCGGCAUUGUCGAGUUGUGUCUUCGCUGCGUCGCACGCUGGGUCAGCUGGAUCGAUAUCUCGCUCGUUGUUAACGAGAACAUGCUCAACUUCCUUCUCGAGAUUGCAGGACAGUCAGACAUUUCGUCGGCAGAGAGUCCGCAAGCAAAAAUCCGCGAUGCUGCCAUUGAUACCUUCACCGAAAUCGUGGCCAAGAAGAUGCCUAGCCAGGACAAGAUCCAACUGAUCUCGUACCUCAACCUAGCCAACGUCGCUGGUCAGCUCGUCGCUAGCUCCGCUCUGAAUCAGUCUAGAGGCACCUCCAACUACGACAACGACCUUGGCGAAACCGUGGCCAAGCUUGUCAACAACGUGGUUUUCGAUGUCGUCAAGGUUCUUGACUCGGAAGGUCUGGACGCAAACACCGCUGCCCAAGCCGACGAGUUGCUCCAGCUGUUUGUCCCGUAUCUUCUGCGGUUCUUCUCCGAUGAAUACGACGAGAUCUGCUCCGCUGUCAUUCCUUCCCUCACCGAUCUGCUCACGCUCUUCCGUGUUUCGUCUAAGCGUGGAACCCUUCCCGAUCAAUACCGCGCCAUGUUGCAACCUAUCCUCGACACGAUUAUUCUGAAGAUGAAGUAUGAUGAGACGGCGGACUGGGGUGCUGAGAGCGAUCAGACUGAUGAGGCCGAGUUUCAAGAGUUGCGCAGAAGGUUACACGUUCUUCAACAAGCUGUGGCUGCAGUCGACGAGAACAUGUACAUGGACACACUGAGCAGAGUCGUUGCUACGACAUUCAACAGAAUUUCCACAGACAACAAGCCCAACUGGAGGGAUUUGGAUUUGGCUUUGUACGAGAUGUAUCUUUUCGGCGAAUUGGCUGUCAAGAACGGCGGUCUCUACCAGAAGAGCUCACCUUCUAGCACUGCAUCUCAACAUCUUAUUGAAAUGAUGGCUAAGCUAGUCGAGUCUGACAUUGCUUCGUACCCUCACCCUGCAGUCCAGCUCCAGUACAUGGAGAUCUGUGUGAGAUAUUGCACAUUCUUCGAGCACUCUGUGGAAAGCAUUCCCCGUGUUCUUGAGAAUUUUGUUCGUUUCGUCCACAGCGACCACAUCAAGAUCAAGACUCGUUCGUGGUAUCUCUUCUUCCGUUUCGUCAAGCAACUUCGCAGUCAGCUCGGCAAUGUUGCUCAAACCGUCAUCGAGACUGUCGCUGAUCUGCUCACCAUCAACGCCGAAGUUCCCAAGGAGAGCGACGAUGAUGACAUGUCGUCUGAGGAGAACGAUCAGUCUGCAGAUGCAGUUUUCACCAGUCAACUCUACCUCUUCGAAGCUGUUGGAGCUAUCGCCUCUACGACCUCGGUGCCACUGGAGAAUCGUAUGCUGUACGCCCGUACCCUCGUCAGCCCCUUGAUCGCAGAUCUCGAACGUCACAUUGCCGCAGCCAAAAGCGGCGACGAGCGAGCAAUCCUCCAGGUUCACCAUAUCAUCCAGGCAAUCGGAACACUGGCAAAGGGCUUCUGUGACUGGAUGCCUGGCAACACAUCAGGUGCACCUCCACCUUCAGAGCUCGCCAACGAGUUCUCACCAGCUGGUGAGGCCGUUUUGACUGCACUUGAGUCUCUCAAGAACUCCAUGCUUAUUCGUACUGGUGCACGCUUCGCCUUCUCACGUAUGCUGGGUGUUCUUGGCUCUGGUAUCUUGCAAAAGUUGCCCAGAUGGAUCGAUGGUUUGCUCGCGCAGUCUUCCACUAAGGAUGAAAUGGCUACGUUCCUCAGAUUGCUGGAUCAAGUGGUCUUCGGUUUCAAGGCAGAGAUAAUCUCGAUUCUUGAUCAACUGCUUACCCCUCUUCUACAAAGAGUUUUGGCUGGUCUUUCAGAGCCUACUACUGGCACUGAUGAUGCCAUUCAGCUUGGUGAAUUGAAGCAGCAGUAUUUGCAAUUCAUUCUCGUCAUCUUGAAUAACGACCUAGCGCCUGUUCUCGUGAGCAGCGCUAACCAGCAAACCUUCGAGACCAUCCUUACCACGUUGGAACAUUUCUGCCGCGAUAAUUCUGACUACCCCACCGCUCGUCUUUCUCUUGCUGUCUUGACCAAGAUGACACAGGUAUGGGGUGGUCCGGACCUCACCAUUCCUAUUCCACCUGGCGCCGCUCAGGCUGCUGCACCGACAGUCCCUGGCUUCGACACUUUCAUCAUGUCGCGCUUCUCUCCUCUCACCUGGGCUCUCAUUACACAACCAUCUUUCCAACCAAAGGAUGCUCAAGCACGCAGUUAUCUUACAGAAGCAGCCACUUUGCAAUGGACCAUUCUCCGCAAGUGUGGUGCAGCAUACGAGGCUCACUUGCGUGAGUCUGAGAUGUCGGGAUUGGGUCUGCAAGGCCCUAUCAUCGACGAAUACAUCAAGCAUCUGGAAGCCAAGGACAAGCUUGACUUCAAAAAGUUUUUCAUUCAAUUCGUGCAGCAAGUUAGGUCAUAA
Aureobasidium melanogenum CBS 110374 is the source of this 3081-nucleotide messenger RNA. Its product is annotated as Xpo1-domain-containing protein. The record is from RefSeq and is a predicted model, not a curated record. Bases 1 to 3081 code for a protein of 1026 amino acids. Gene Ontology annotation, cellular component: nuclear matrix; nuclear pore; cytoplasm. Gene Ontology annotation, molecular function: small GTPase binding; tRNA binding. Gene Ontology annotation, biological process: tRNA re-export from nucleus. NCBI's taxonomy places the organism in Eukaryota, Fungi, Ascomycota, Dothideomycetes, Dothideales, Saccotheciaceae. The transcript is spliced from 2 exons.